Messenger RNA from Chroicocephalus ridibundus (black-headed gull), 1222 nucleotides. RefSeq names its product fibroblast growth factor 19 (gene FGF19). The record is from RefSeq and is a predicted model, not a curated record. The transcript is spliced from 3 exons. NCBI's taxonomy places the organism in Eukaryota, Metazoa, Chordata, Aves, Charadriiformes, Laridae. Gene Ontology annotation, biological process: positive regulation of gene expression; regulation of cell migration; positive regulation of protein phosphorylation. Bases 1 to 663 code for a protein of 220 amino acids. Gene Ontology annotation, cellular component: cytoplasm; extracellular region. Gene Ontology annotation, molecular function: growth factor activity; fibroblast growth factor receptor binding.
AUGGGGCCGCCCCCCGCCGCCCUGGCGCUGCUGGGGCUCGCCGCCGCCGCCGCCGCCGUCGUGUCGCUGCCGCUGCCCGACGCCGGUCCCCACGUCAACUACGGGUGGGGGGAACCGAUCCGGCUGCGGCACCUCUACACCGCCAGCAAGCACGGGCUCUUCAGCUGCUUCCUGCGCAUCGGCGGCGACGGGCGGGUGGACGCUGCCGGUAGCCAGAGCCCGCAGAGUCUGCUGGAGAUCCGCGCCGUGGCGGUGCGCACCGUGGCCAUCAAGGGCGUGCGGAGCUCCCGUUACCUCUGCAUGGACGAGGCGGGGCGGCUGCACGGGCAGCUCAGGUAUUCCACUGAGGAUUGUUCCUUCGAAGAGGAGAUUCGUCCAGACGGCUACAAUGUAUAUAGAUCAAAAAAAUACGGAAUAUCGGUGUCUUUGAGCAGUGCCAAGCAAAGACAACAGUUCAAAGGAAAAGAUUUUCUUCCGCUGUCUCACUUCUUACCUAUGAUCAACACUGUGCCCGUGGAGUCAACAGACUUUGGCGAGUACGGUGAUUACAGCCAGGCGUUUGAGCCGGAGGUGUACUCCUCGCCUCUGGAAACGGACAGCAUGGACCCCUUUGGCAUCACCUCCAAACUGUCGCCGGUGAAGAGCCCCAGCUUUCAGAAAUGACCCUGAUCACACACACACACACACGCGCGCACGUUUUUAAAGAGAUAUUGCAGAAUACUGCAGGGUUUUUUUUAGCUUUUCAUGUAGUGGUAUUUCGAACUUUUUUGUGUAUUUCAGUACGGAGCCAGACUUUUCCUUGCCAUGUGUUGUACCUGUAAGAGAUGAGUGCCCAGAGGCUAUUCUAUAGUCGAAAGAAUUGCCUAUCCGCAGUUUUAGUUGGAAAAGGAUUAAAUAAGAAAAGCUUAACAGCUUCAUCAGAGUUCCUCCAUUACCGUGGUGAUGACAAAAUACUUAACAAUUUUUCUACAUCAACUUCAUUGCCAUGUAUGUUCACCUGUUAGUUCUGCUCAUAGGAGCAAACGCAGAAAACCUUUUUUCUGGCCACGGGGAGGUUAACGAUCUCGUAGCUUCAGAGGCCUUAAAGACAGGCGUUUGGAACACAACACAAUUAAGGAAAACCUAGCAAACGCGGCGACGCGAGCUAGGCUUAACGCUGUUUCUUGAAAAGCUGCUGACAACGUUCUGGGAAAACUUUCUACUGAAAGCAUACCACUGAAAA